Coprinopsis cinerea okayama7#130 is the source of this 1592-nucleotide messenger RNA. Its product is annotated as nuclear matrix protein NMP200. The coding region runs from base 72 to 1592 and encodes 506 amino acids. The transcript is spliced from 3 exons. Lineage: Eukaryota; Fungi; Basidiomycota; Agaricomycetes; Agaricales; Psathyrellaceae. Gene Ontology annotation, biological process: protein ubiquitination; mRNA splicing, via spliceosome; DNA repair. The record is from RefSeq and is a predicted model, not a curated record. Gene Ontology annotation, molecular function: protein binding; ubiquitin protein ligase activity. Gene Ontology annotation, cellular component: Prp19 complex; U2-type catalytic step 1 spliceosome; cytoplasm.
GUGACUACCGCGUCACAUUUCCUUCCUCAACCCGUUUCUCUUCUUUUCCAGAGAAAUAUCCGUUCGUCAGGAUGUUCUUCUGUGCUAUCUCUGGAGAGCCUCCCCAGGAGCCCGUCGUGUCUGCAAAGUCAGGCAAAGUUUACGAAAAGCGACUCAUCGUCAAGUAUAUUCAUGAAAACGGAACAGAUCCUAUUACUGGGGAUAAACUGGAGGAGUCUGACUUGAUUGCGAUUAAAGCCAGCCCUGAAAAUGCUCCUCCUCGACCUCCAACAAACACCUCGAUACCUGCUUUGCUCCAACUUUUGCAGAAUGAAUGGGACGCUAUGGUUCUAAGCACACAUGCGCUGGAACAAAAGUACAACGCCACUCGACAGGAACUCAGCUACGCACUCUACAGCCAGGAUGCUGCCAAUCGUGUGGUUGCACGAUUGAUUCGUGAGCGUGACGCGGCACGAGAGGCUCUUGCAAACGUGCAAGCUUCCAUGGGAAUUGCACCUUCCCAGCCCACCGGCGGCGAGGACGUCGAAAUGGCAGAGAACGGAGGCGUUGAGGAAGGACUUCCCGCAGAUAUCGUCACCCAAAUCGACGAGACGCAUGCGGUUCUGUCGGCAGCCCGAAAGAAGCGAAAGACUCCUCCAGGAUACGCCGCCCCGGCAGAGGUUAAGACUUACAAGGCUACCCACACCAUCCCAUCCCUCCAUUCCGCUUCUCCUGCCGGCAUCACCUCCAUUGCUUUGUCCACGUCCAACCCUUCGCAAUUCCUCACGGGCGGUAAUGACCAUAUCGUGCAGCUCUACGAUAGAAGCACCGACAAGGUUCUCGCUUCACUUAAGGGUCAUUCGAAGAAGGUGAACCACGUCGCCUUCCGAGAGCGCGAGGGUGACAACACCCUGCUCCUCUCGGCUGGUGCGGACAAAAUCGCCAAGAUCUGGGGACAUGACGGCGCGUCGGGCGAGUACAUCCCCAAGGCCACCAUCCGAACCCACAAGGGUGAACUCACCGGCCUCGCGGUCCACCCCACCAAGACCCUCCUCGCCUUGUCCUCUGUGGACAAAACCUACUCGCUGCACGAUCUCUCAACAUUCCAGCAAGUUUUCCGGUCUGCGCCAACGGACGAGCCUUUUAGCUCGAUGGCUGUUCACCCCGACGGCACCUUCUUGGCCAUUGGAACGCCCACCUCUACUAUCCACAUUUACGACGUUCGCGCUGGUGCUAUUGCAGCCUCAUUGACACCCCCCGAUGCCGUCCCCUUCACCGUCCACACGCUGUCCUUCUCGGAAAACGGAUACAAUCUCGUCGCCCCCAACUCCCUCUCCUCCAUCGCUCUUUGGGACCUCCGAAAGGAGAAGAUUACCGCUUCCAUCGACCUUGGAGAUGACUUUAAGGUCAACAAGGUCCUUUGCGAUGCUUCCGCACAGUUCAUCGGUGUUGCUGGUAACCAGGGUGCUCGAAUCUUCGCUCAGAAGUCGCGCGAAGAGCUGUUGCGCUUGGAAGAAGGUGGAGAAGUCAGCGACUUUGCGUUUGGAGCACAAGGCAAGGAGAUUUGGGGUGCUACUGGACGGGAGGUCAGGAUUUGGGGAGCCUCCGCUUAA